Molecule: messenger RNA, 1903 nt
Organism: Exophiala viscosa
Lineage: Eukaryota; Fungi; Ascomycota; Eurotiomycetes; Chaetothyriales; Herpotrichiellaceae
Product: major facilitator superfamily domain-containing protein
Exons: 5
Coding region: 251-1864 (537 amino acids)
Biological process (GO): transmembrane transport
Molecular function (GO): transmembrane transporter activity
Source: RefSeq, a predicted model, not a curated record
GCUGUACUCCGUACUGACACGCAGCAAUGCAGGUUUCCUUGCGGGGUUGCUGCGCGGUGACGAUGAACGGUGUCUCCCCGGUCGAAUCCCAUGUGAUGUGUUGGUCACUCAUGUUGGUCUUGCGUGUCCCAUGCUCGGCCGAGCUUUUCGCUCAGUAUGCUUCGGUCAUCGACUAUGGCCGCAAACGAAACGGUAUCGGUACUUCAGAUAAAUUGUUCAGUAUUGCUUAUCGUCGGAUCAAACCUCAAGCAUGGCGGGAGACGCCAAUGUCACAGAUAUUCCGAGCGAGGCACAAACUCCAAUACCACCAAAAGCCAAGAAGAUAUCCUAUCUUAGUCUACCUCACAAAGGUCAACUCGCGAUACUAUGUCUCGCCCGAAUGGCAGAUCCACUGGCACAGACGUCCAUUCAGUCAUACAUGUUCUAUCAACUCAAGUUCUUUGACCCAUCGCUGUCCGACGCUGCCAUCUCGGCACAAGCGGGGUUCCUGAUCAGUGCGAAAACCGCCGCUCAAGUAUGUUCUGGAUUGCUAUGGGGUCGACUCGCCGACUCGGAGAACGGGGGAAGGAAAUUGGUGCUUCUCAUCGGUCUUGCCAGCUGCUGCAUCUCCUACCUCGGUUACGGUCUGGCACGAAGCUUUGCCGCAGCUACGAUAUUCCAGGUACUCGGGGGAUCGUUGAGCAGCAACGUCGCAUUGACACGAUGUGUCGUCGCGGAGCUCAAUCCAGAGAAAGCAUACCGAGCAAGGGCUCUCCUCCUGCUCCCACUGUUUGCCAAUGCCGGAAAUCUUCUCGGUCCACUUAUAGGAGGCCUUCUCAGCUCAAACGCUAGAGAUGCACCGAGUCAAGGGCAGUAUCCUUACUUGGCACCAAAUCUGUGCGUGGCAGCUGUGUACUUUGUCGCCGCUCUGGGCGUACUCUUCGGACUCAACGAGACGCUCGAAAGUAUCCAGCACUCCAACGAAACGCGAUUGCACCGGGCGAUCAGAAAAGUCCAGCAAUUCUUCUCCAAAGAGCCUUCGGAACAUUACCAAUACGCAGCAGUCCGGGAUAAUGACAGCGAGGCGGCCAUGUCGCCCAUUAGCACGACCGAGUCCAGCCCUGCCAUCCCUAAGCGGCCCAGACGUAAGCGCAAGCUACCAUUCCGUCGGAUCUGGACAUUCAACGUCGUUUGUACCAUGCUUUCUCACUUUGUAAUUGCUGGACAUCUGGGCACCUUUUCGAGCCUGUGGGCGAUAUUUCUGAGUACGCCUGUUGGAGAUGCAGAAGCUCGGCAUCCUCCUUUCGUGUUCAACGGAGGUCUGGGCAUGCUGCCUCGUGAUGUCGGAUUCGCCAUGGCGCUCCUCGGGGCCAUCGGAGUGUUACUUCAGCUCGUGGUGUAUCCAUUAUUGCAAGACCGCUUUGGCACCAUCCGGAUUUGGCGCUGUGCUCUCUUGGUCUUCCCAAUCGUCUACAUCCUUGCGCCAUUUCCCUCGCUCGUGGCAUCCGCACCCUCACAAAGGGGUGACACAACUCCAGUACUCGUCUGGCUCGCGACCGCGGGCGUUAUUGUGCUGUUCAUUGUUGGCCGAACAGGAGUUACGCCAGCAACAACGCUGCUGAUCAAUGAUUGCACACCGCACCCUUCUGUCCGUGGUACGAUCCACACUACUGGAACCGUCGUCGGAAAUCUUGCCCGAUCAUUCUUUCCCAUUGGCGCCCUGGCUAUCUUUGGACAAGGACUUCGCAUCGGGGUCGUGGGCUUGGGAUUCUGGUGUCUCAUGGCGCUGGCGAUCUUGUCGUACGUCGCGAGCUUGUGGGUCACAGAAGGAUCCAAUGGCCUGGAGAUCAACCUUGAUGACGAGGAAGACAGCGAGGAAGAGUGAACAUCCUUGGUUUAUUAGCCCGAGUAUGCUACGGGAGGU